Messenger RNA from Hyposmocoma kahamanoa, 1381 nucleotides. RefSeq names its product balbiani ring protein 3-like. Gene Ontology annotation, cellular component: membrane. Bases 1 to 648 code for a protein of 215 amino acids. The transcript has 5 exons. NCBI's taxonomy places the organism in Eukaryota, Metazoa, Arthropoda, Insecta, Lepidoptera, Cosmopterigidae. Gene Ontology annotation, molecular function: growth factor activity. The record is from RefSeq and is a predicted model, not a curated record.
AUGGCGAGAAUAUUGUUGUUAGUGAUAUUGGUGACUGUUGCGGCGGAAGCUGCGCAUAAGCAUCAUCCAAAGUUCCCUAAAUCAAAUGAAGAAUAUGUUGUUCCAGAAAUUAGGAAAGUUGCCUGUUCAUCAGAGAGCGAGAGGUUACGGAGUGAUAUAAUAGAAAAAUCAAAAUGCGGCCUUCCCAAGGACAUUUUUAUAGACCUGAAACCGCAAGCCGCACACCAGCAGAUAAGCCCCGGUGCCGUUUGGGUGAAAAGAUGCGUCGGGCUCUGCGACUAUGACACUUAUGGCUCUAAGUGCAUCCCAUUGAAGAAAACCAUCACUCAUAUACCUGUACGCAUAUACAAUGUGAAAACGAAUAAAGAGGCGUGUUCAACGUACGCGGUGGAAGAGCACCUCGAGUGCGGGUGCUGCCCGGGCACGCCGCAGUCGUGCCAGUCCCCAAGAGUAUAUGACCCUCGUAAGUGCACCUGUCGAUGUCCCAACAGAAAGGAAAAGAGGAAUUGUCGCAGCAAGCCGAACCAGAUUAUGAGGUGGAAUCCGUCUAAAUGCAGGUGUGAAGUCAAACCUAAGCGUCUCGUAACAAAAGUUGAAGUUUCUUCUGAAGUCAAUUUGAUUCAUCAUUUUAAUGAUAUCUUUGUUUGAUCAAACAAAACAUCCCAAUGGGUCAGGUAGAGCCUGUUUCAGAAGCCAUCUUGCCAGUGCAGGGAGUAGAAAAUAUUCAUGUAACUAGUACAAAAGUUACUUUGGAUAAACAGUGUUGUGAAAGAACAGUGAACAUUCGACUGAUUUCAGUGGCUAAUAGUUUUAAGUAUUAACGAAAUUUAAGCAGUAUUAUAUUAUUUAAGUUAUUUAUUUAGUUUAAGGAAAUAUGGGGCCAAAAGUGCUGUGAGUAGACUCACUAUGAACUUUGUUCCAUGAGUUUUAUGGUUUAUGUUUGUGUGUAUUUAAGAGAUUAUAGGUAUUUUGGAAUUCUUCGUCUUAAGCGCCAUUGUACGGCCGUUGAGUGUAAUUAGGCGUUUAAAAUAAUGCCUUAGGUAUUAUAAGAUAGGUAUCAAUUCCUUUUGUAUUAGAUCAUUUAGUAUUUAAUUGUAAAUUGGAGUAUUCUGACAUCGAAGUAUCAGUAUUUUAGUUAUUUCUCUAUAUUAUAAAAUGGCGUAUAUUUUACGCAAUUCCUGUUAUUUGUGAUAUAGACAUUUCCACUAGAUUAAUUUAGGAAAAUUAUAUUAGGCAAGCAUUUAAUUGUAAUUAGAUAAAAUAUUAGUGUUGCUUCUAGUCAAGUGGGAAUCAGUAAUUUUUCGUUUAAGUUUUUUGAUUUUGAAAAUUUUCCGUAACACUGAAUCGGUAGAUUUCCAUUUACUUUAUUAAGCAAAUUCCU